GAGAUAGAGCUUUGAAGAGCUGCUGCCGUUUGGCGUGGGGAAUAUCGGCCUAGACGGACCAAGGGCCUGGCCGGCAAUAAGGCAAGCAGCUUCCUGCCAGACGCUGACAGUUGGGGGCUGCUUUGCGGCUGCAACCCAGAUGGGGCCUGUGUGACGCUUCCAGUCACCCGCUGCCCCAUAAGCCAAAGGGGGCGCUCCCGCUCCGCAGAGCCUAACGGCGGGGCGGAACCCCUGGCUCGGCCUGUUUACCCCAAAGUUUAAAACGUCCCAUAACCGCUGUCCUGUGAAAAGCCAUUCCCUCGGCGAGACGCGCUUUGGCCCGCCCCUGUCCGCCCCGCCUUCCCCGCGGAGUCCGGCGCUGCGCGGCCUUGCCAGGAACGAGAUGGGGCCGAGGCGCUCACUGGGGCUGCAGAGGGUGAUUGCCCGACUCGCCGCCAGGCAGGUGGAGGUCGAGCUGUCGGAGGAGCAGGAGGUGGAAAGGCUGCUGCGGCGCCAGGCGAAGGAGAUCCGCCUGCGCAAACUCCAGAGGCUGAUGGAACCGCGGGGGCCCCCCGAGCGCAGCCUGACCCGCCAGGCGAUGGAGCAGAUUCGGUAUCUCAGCCGGGAGCUGCCCGAGGACUGGCCUGUCCCCCGCCUGGCGCGAGGCUUCCAGGUGGAGCCCGAGGUCAUCCGCAGAGUCCUCAAGAGCCGCUUUUCGCCUUCUCCGGAGCGCAGCCGCAGGCAGGACUACAAAGCUGCCACCCAAAAGAGCGACUCUACGGCCACCGCUGCGCGCCACCGGGGCCUCUUGCCCAAGGAGGCCACCUUCCGGCUGCUGCCUGCCGGCCCCAGAGAAACUUCCUCUCGGCCUGUUACCCCCAAAGCACGGCCGGCCCCCUCUGCGCCGGAGGAGGAGGAGGAAGAGCAGGAGGCAGAGGCGGGCUGCGGCCGGAGGGUUCUGAGCGACACCGAGCUGGAGGCCCUGGCGGCGGAGGGCCGGGAGUCCCAGCUGAAAGUCGUGCAGAAGGGCCAGGAGGUCUUCGACGGCGACGGAAACCUCCUCUACAGGAUCCCAGUUCCCCAGCAGGCCUGAGAGCAGCCGCCCUUGCUGCCUGGGGGAAGGCAGACCGGCAGGGCCCUUUCUGAGCAGGCUGUCUGGGCUGGACUUUUCCUGUACCUUAAAUGGCCAAAUUCAGCCUCAGAGGGUCUGCUGUAGGUGGGGAGACACUGGAGAGUUUCUGGCUACAUCAGGGCUGGCACAUCCUCACUUGAGGCCAAAGGGAGGACUUUGGCUUGGGGCCUCCCAGCCCCAUAAGGCCUGGGGCAGUUUGUCUGAGUCUGCUCAAGGGAGGAGACUCCUGAAUUUGGAGAGGCCAUCCAGCACUGUGGGGCAAGUGGCAGUUAUGUCCCUUUGCUGGAGCCCAGGCCCUGCAGUCAGGCAGUGGCCGCAGGGGGAAUGAAAUCCAGAUCUCCUGGGCCCAUCUCUGCCACUCACUAAGGCAAGCGCAGGAUAGUAAACCUCUCUGCCUUUUUGAACAUGUUUUGGGAGGGAAAGUGGCAACUGAUCGAUUCACCCUUGUUGCUUGAGCUCCUUAAAACAUGCAGGUUCCUCAGACUUCUGUUACCCCUUCUGAAAAGUAGACUCCAACUGUUAUGAAGAGCUGUUUGGAAGGUCGCUCACUCUUCAGUGUAGAAGAAGCUGAUUUGUUGUUAUUGUGGGCAACAGAGAAGCAAUUUCUAGCAAACUGCCCAGUGGUCACAUAGCUCCAGAGCUUGGAAAAGUUACUUUUUUGAACUACAGCUCCCAUCAGCCCCAGCCAGUAUGGCCACUGGAUUGGGUUGAUGGGAGUUGUAGUUCAAAAAAGUAACUUUUCCAAGCUGUGGCUUUUCCCCACCUAACACCCUCUAGAAGUUUUGGACUAGACCUCCCAUUGUCCCUAGCCAGCGCAGCUGUUAGGAGUUGUAGUCUAAAACAUCGGGAGGGCUUGAAUGCCUGGCCAUCUGGCCUCUUGGAGUGCACGUGGCGUGCCCAUGGUUCUGCUGCCUGGAGCGCCACCUCCUCUAUGAUUCUAUUAUUUUCCCCACCCUGCCCUGCAGCUGAUUGGAGGCAGUGCCCCUGCCUUGUUGGAACAGUCUGGCCGUUCAAAUAAUGGAAAUAGUGUUUGUUGCCUGUCCAUGAUUGAUUGAAGGGGGGAGGGUGAGGCAGGGAAAAAGCACAAGUAAUUGAAAACAAUUUUGCUGGACAAAACCCUCCCUAAUCUUGGGGAGGGGGGCUCAGAGUCCUUGCCCCUUCUCGUUUGUCUUCUCAAACAAGAAACCCAAACUAAUUCAUCAUGAGCAGGGAUGCAUCCCUGUGCCAGCCAGGAACACAGAGUGGGAGGUCUCUUGGUGGCCUAACUAUCAAUGACUUGGGGUGCUCAGGAGAAGAGCACGAUCUGUAGGGGAAGAAGCUAUAAGCAGCCUACCCCUAAAAUCUCUCCAGAAUGUAAAAGAUUAAAUUAUACUGCAGGGGGUCUCUCAUUUUCUGGUUUGGUGAAAACCUGCUGUCUGUUCCUAAAGCGGAUGUUUCAGAGUUCUAUUCUAAUCCAUGGGGAGUGAGGCAAGGGGGUGGGGGAUGUCCCACUGUCUCUUGGGUGGAUGGGAAGUGCUGUGGUGGACUUGGCUUCAGUGAGCCCCCAGUGCAGUGAAGAGGAUGAGGGCUGAAGGGCUCAGGGACUGUGUGCAGAAGCCAGCAUGGUGUGCAAGGAUGACCUGUGUAUAAUUUGGAUUACUGUUAAUGUGAACUAAUAGGGGAAUGGAUACAAUCUCUACUAAAUAAAAGUCUUUACUGGUACCACUACAGCAUGGAACUAAAAGCAAGUGAAUUAAUGUACAGUUUCCAAGUUUUAAAGCAUGAGUGAAGUCAUAACCUCCAGGCUAAGCAAUGAAAAUGUGAGACUUGAAUUCUUAACAAUUCUUAUAAAAAAGCCCCCCCCCCCCAAAUUUCUAACAGCUUUUUUCAUCAAAUCCUUAUUUAAGUAAUAAAAUCCGUAAAUCUUCCAA
Molecule: messenger RNA, 3021 nt
Organism: Rhineura floridana
Lineage: Eukaryota; Metazoa; Chordata; Lepidosauria; Squamata; Rhineuridae
Gene: NGRN
Product: neugrin, neurite outgrowth associated
Exons: 3
Coding region: 383-1072 (229 amino acids)
Cellular component (GO): nucleus
Source: RefSeq, a predicted model, not a curated record